This is a messenger RNA of Saxophila tyrrhenica, 1098 nucleotides long. RefSeq lists its product as uncharacterized. The transcript has a single exon. Lineage: Eukaryota; Fungi; Ascomycota; Dothideomycetes; Mycosphaerellales; Extremaceae. Bases 1 to 1098 code for a protein of 365 amino acids. The record is from RefSeq and is a predicted model, not a curated record.
AUGGUCAACAUCACGAACGUCGACCUGCUCACACUGGCAACGAGCUACCAGUACGCAUACCAGAUCCAAUCGAUUGCCAAUGCCUCGACGGACCAUGUCUCUUUCAUCUCCUACGACGACUCUUUCGCCAACAUCCUCGGACCCAACCCAACCCAGGAAAUGGUAGCCAACUACCCAUACGCGGCCUUCCACGAAGCAGGCGUCUACAACCAAGCCACCGGCAAGCUCUACGCAACCUCGAACUGGAACGGCUCCUUCUCCAACCCAAUCAAUGUGACCACCAUCGACAUCCACAACAACGAUGCCAUCGACUCGAUCCGCUACCCCCAUCUCCACGAAGCCAACGGCGCCGCAGCCUACUACCCACCCAGCACCCCGGCCAACAGCAGCGCAGGCCAACAGAUUGUCUUCUGCGACGAAGGCGACCUCGUGCACCCGUCCCAACUCGUCCUCGUCGACCCCGCGAGCGGCGAUAGCUCCGUCCUGCUGAACAACUUCCUCGGUCGCAACUUCUCCAGCCUCAACGACGUGGAGCAGCACCCGGAGACAGGCGACCUCUGGUUCACCGACGCGAGGUACGGAUACUGGCAGUACUUCCGCCCCGAGCCUGUGAUAAGGCCGCAGGUGUACCGUUUCUCGCCUUCCACUGGUGUCGUGCAAGCAGUGGCGGACGACUUCAUUGCUCCGAAUGGGCUGGAGUUGAGUCCGGAUUUAAAGCACGUUUAUGUCACGGAUACCGGCUCGCACACUUUCCCUGAUAAGGAUAAUCUUACGGACCCGGCGACGAUAUACCGCUUUGACAUCACGGGUGAUGGGAAGAGGUUGGCUAAUCGCCAAGUCUUUGCAUAUUCGGAGUUCGGGUUCCCAGAUGGGAUUCAUACGGAUACGGAGGGGAAUGUGUACUCGGGCGUCGGUGAUGGGGUUAACGUAUGGAAUCCGCAUGGGGAGUUGAUUGGAAAGUUUGCGGUUGCAAAUGGAGGGUCGAAUAACUUCGCCUUCGUGCCUGGGGGGAUGUAUAUUUUCAACAAUUACCGGUUGUUCAAGGUUACGAUACAGGCGGAGGGAAGGACUGUGAAGAGGGAUUUUGGGUUGGGUUAG